Messenger RNA from Physella acuta, 2080 nucleotides. Its product is annotated as polypeptide N-acetylgalactosaminyltransferase 13-like. Gene Ontology annotation, molecular function: polypeptide N-acetylgalactosaminyltransferase activity. The record is from RefSeq and is a predicted model, not a curated record. Gene Ontology annotation, biological process: protein O-linked glycosylation. NCBI's taxonomy places the organism in Eukaryota, Metazoa, Mollusca, Gastropoda, Physidae. Gene Ontology annotation, cellular component: Golgi apparatus.
AUGCGAAGAAAGAAAAUCAAACCACUGGCUUACAUGGCGCUAGGCUGUGUGUGUUUUUAUUUCUUUAUCCGCCACUCGGGCUGGUCAGAGGACGGGGCGGUGGGGGAGAAAGCUGAAUACCUGAGCAACAAGAGGAGAGGGGACCAGCAACGUGGGGGUGGGGACCAGCAACCUGGGGACGGGCAGAUCAAUCCCAACACCAGCCUGCUGCUCAACCCUUACGUCGCUGAUAGCGCUUUAGCCAGGGGAGGCUAUCCGAUUAAAGAAAUACACGGCAGGGAGGUAGCGAAGGGAAGCUACUCCGGUGGGAAAUUUCCGAAGUUUUUCGAAUAUGGCUUGAAAUGGAGCCCGGGCGAACGCGGCAGGCCGUUUGCCUUCAGAGGCGGCGCCCUCAAGGGCUACCAGAAACAAAUGCGUCGGACAGAUUUCACCAGCUUUAACUACGACGUGUGGGUCAGUAACGAGAUAGCCGUGCACAGGACCCUGAAGGACAUCCGGUCUGAGAGGUGCCAGGAUGUGACGUACAAGCACCUGCCGUCAGCCUCUGUCAUCAUCGUCUUUCAUAACGAGGCUUGGACGGUCCUGUUGAGGACCAUCUAUAGCGUCAUAGACAGGACACCAGAGGACUUGUUGGUGGAGAUUAUACUGGUCGAUGAUAUGUCCACUAUGGUUGACCUAAAGGUUCCAUUGGAGAAGUAUGUCCAGAAACUGGACACGGUCCGUCUGAUCAGAACGUCCGGUCGACUGGGUGUGGCACAGGCUAAAAAUCUCGGUGCCCUGUACGCCACAGGGGAUGUUCUGAUAUUCUUGGACUCUCACGUCGAAUGUUUCCCGGGCUGGUACGAACCACUAGUUGCCCCCAUACACGACAACGAUAAAAUCCUCACAGUCCCCACCAUUGAUGUCAUAGACCCGGACACCUUUGAAGUACUGGAGCAGCGGGAUUUGAACCUGGUGGGGUCGGUCAACGUUCACAGAAUGGCUUUCGUCUGGGUAGCCAGGGAGGUUGACCAGAGGAACAGUACGCUCAACAGAGAGUCGCCGGCUACACCAGGUAUAUUCGCCAUCUCCAAAGCCUGGUUCUUUCACCUCGGCUUGUACGAUCCUUACCUGCAUACAUGGGGCGGGGAGAACAUCGAGAUGUCCUUUAAGGUGUGGAUGUGUGGCGGAGCCAUCUUGAUUACAUCAUGCUCGCAUGUGGCUCAUCUCUUCAGGAGCCGGAGCCCGGCUGUCACUGAUGAAAAUCUGGACAUCAAAAAUGGGGUCAGGGUCGCAGAGGUCUGGAUGGACCAGUACAAGCUGUAUGUGUAUGAGAAAUUUGCUUUCAGCAUCGGCUACUUCGGUGACGUCACUUCUCGCGUGAAACUGCGAGAGACUCUCAAGUGUCGCAGCUUCGACUGGUACCUGAAAAAUGUCAACACGGAAAUGUUGAGGGCAAUGGACGUCAGCAGCGUCUACUUUGGUCAGAUAACUAACACAGAAGCCGACAAAUGUUUGGAUGUUGUUUACAGUUCAAGAUCUUUAACACUUUCUACGUGUGAACUGUACACAUACACACAGGUGUGGAUGCUGAGGACAGAUGGACGACUGACCCACUCAGGUUUCUACCUGGCUGUCAGCGUGUACACCCAGGACGACUCGUCACAGACGUUUAAGCUCAAGCUUAAGAUCAACAGGGAUCAAUGGGCGGUGAACAAAAACCCGAACUACCUGUGGCGUUAUGAUCCUAUGAAAAAUCGCAUCGUGCACCAGGGCAGUGGUCUGUGUUUGGUAUCCGAGCAAGUGGUCAGCAAGACGGUCUUGCGACUCGCCAACUGCCUGGACACCACCACGUCAAAAAAGUGGAGUUUUCAAACGAGGAAGGAAAUGCGCGAAUCUUACAUCAAACACCACAAACAUUUACUGGAUAAAAGUGAACAACUGAGAUAGGAAAUUUCCAGGGUUUCUUUCAAAUAAUUUUUCUCAGUGAGGGUUGGGGGUGCACUGAAAAUGUCCAUGAGAGGGAGCGGCCGACACAGAAUAUAUUUUUCAUAUACUUUAUAGUUUUCCAUUUUGUAGUUGGGGGAGUGGGGGGGGGGGC